This is a messenger RNA of Phragmites australis (common reed), 1982 nucleotides long. Its product is annotated as calcium uptake protein, mitochondrial-like. The transcript has 9 exons. The record is from RefSeq and is a predicted model, not a curated record. NCBI's taxonomy places the organism in Eukaryota, Viridiplantae, Streptophyta, Magnoliopsida, Poales, Poaceae. Gene Ontology annotation, cellular component: uniplex complex. Gene Ontology annotation, molecular function: calcium ion binding. The coding region runs from base 582 to 1718 and encodes 378 amino acids. Gene Ontology annotation, biological process: calcium import into the mitochondrion; mitochondrial calcium ion homeostasis.
CCGGGAUCGGGCUGUGGCUCAUGCCGCCGACGCUCGCCGACUCCGGCGAGGCCGUCGGCAGCCAGAUCUCGGUCGCCGCGGCGGGCGCCGGAGCCGGCGCCGUGGAGGAGAGGGAGGAGAAGGGUCGGUUCUUAUUCGGAGGUGAGCGCCCUGCCUUCAUCCCCUGUUUUCGUCCUGGUGCGCAAAUUACGAUCUCUCUCUGUGGUCGUUUCCUCCCCUGUUUUCGUUCUGGUGCGCAAAUUACGAUCUCUCUCCGUGGUCGUUUCCUCCCGUAUUUUCGUUCUGGUGCGCAAAUUACGAUCUCUCUCCGUGGUCGUUACUUGAGGGGUUUGAUCGAUUCGCGCGUUUGUGCUGCUGCGGCGGCCUGUUACUAAGGCAUGGUUUAGUAUUUGGAGCUUUGUUCUGUAAAGCUACGCGCUCUGCCACCUCUUCUCUCAUCGAGAGUGCCUUUUUGAUCGUUUGAUUGCACGGUGACGUCGCUUGAAGCGGUGGUGCUUUGCGAUCGGUACGGUGCGUUCCUGGCUGUACUGAUCCGGUUGCUGAUAAGUGAUAAGCCAAUUGGCCACCAAAUUCCAAAUUAGAUGACACAGCACCGUACAGAAAAGUCUGCGAGGCUUUCUGCUUGUCUAUCAAACAGCUCAAACUCAUUCCGCAGAAGGGUGUUCUUUAAUUACGAGAAGCGGAUACGACUUCUCAGCCCUCCUGAAAAGAUCUUUGAAUACUUUGCGUCUGUGCGGAACCCAGAAGGUGAAGUUUACAUGUUGCCUGCCGACUUGAUGAAAGCAGUAGUUCCAGUUUUCCCUCCAUCUGAGUCGACCAUAGUUCGGGAAGGAAGAUUAAGGGGGGAACGUAGCCCUGGAGAGUUGCACUGUGCUCCAUCGGAGUUCUUCAUGCUGUUCGACACAAACAGCGAUGGCCUCAUCUCUUUUGCUGAGUACAUCUUUUUUGUGACAUUGUUAAGCGUUCCUGAGUCAAAUUUCACUGCAGCCUUCAAAAUGUUCGACAUUGACCGCAGCGGGGUGAUAGACAGAGAGGAGUUUAAGAAAAUAAUGGCACUGAUGCGAUCCUAUAACAGACAAGGAGCCACACAUAGGGAUGGCUUGCGUAUCGGACUUAAAGUUGGCCAGCCUGUGGAAAAUGGUGGACUGGUUGAUUACUUCUUUGGUAACGAUGGGAACGAACCUCUACGCCAUGACAAGUUUUCAAAAUUUUUGAACGAAUUGCAUGACGAGAUUAUUCGUCUGGAGUUUAGUCAUUAUGAUGUCAAGUCAUCUAAAACUAUCCCAGCCAAGGAUUUUGCCCUGUCCAUGGUUGCUUCUGCCGACAUGAAUCACAUCAACAAAUUGCUUGAUAGAGUUGAUGACUUGGUCGAUGAGCCUGAUUUGAAGGACCUGCGCAUUAGCUUUGAGGAGUUUAAGUCAUUUGCCGAUUUGCGACGAAGAUUGGAGCCACUGUCGAUGGCAAUACUCUCUUACGGGAAAGUAAAUGGGUUCUUGACAAAGCAUGAUCUAAAACGCGCAGCAUACCAUGUUUGCGAGGUCGACUUAACGGAUACAGUGGUGGACAUCAUUUUCCAUGUGUUUGACACGAAUGGUGAUGGGAACCUGAGCACAAGAGAAUUCUUGAGAGCAUUACAAAGACGAGAAACUGAUAUUCGCCAGCCAGCAACACCUGGUCCCCUGGGGUUCUUGUCUUGCUGGUUCAACUGGAUCCUUUGAUCCUCUCUGUUUUCUUCCUUCACCUCUCGAUUGCUGUCUCGCGGUGGUGUGGCGGGCAACGGAAGAACCAAGUAGCGCGCACUGCCGAGUGCCAGAACGAUUUUUGCUGUAAAUAUCGUGUGGGUGGUGGUAGUCGAAGCUGGCCCAGCCAUACUAUACAGAAGCUGUAAAUAGUGUCUUGUUGUAGGCCGAGGACUGGGAGACAUAUAGCUUAUGUUUAUUAAUUAAAACCCAUAUAACUGAGAUCUGAAACCUUGUCAGCUA